AUGAUCCGCAACGAUUUACCUCAUUCUUACGUUUGGCCGGCGGAUUAUAACUGGUUAAAACCUCCGCAUAAUCAUGCUGGAACCGAAGUGUCGGCUGACGUGUCGACGGUGAAACAAGUAAACUUCCCGGUAUCGUCGACAGGUUCGUAAACUUAUAAGAGCGUGUAUAAUAAUAAUACCUACAAAAAAAUCGAUAUGACGCGGCGUCAAUCGUUUUGAAAACGGACUAUAUUACUUAGAUACUUAAUUUUUUUUCUAAAUAAAAGUGAAAAGUCUUUCUCUCAUACGACGGUAUGUAUAUAAUACCAGAACGAACAGAUAAUAAUAUAAUAAGUUAUAAAUUAUUGCUGGGUACAAAUGUUUAACAAAUCUACCGUGAAGCAAUUAUGUUUGUACCGCAGUCAUUAACUACCAGCGAGUAUACCGCAUAACGAUGAUACAAUAGGCGAUUUAUUCGGUUCAAAUUUUAUUGAGAAUAUACUAUAUAACGAGUCGAGUGUGAGUGUCAAUAUAUUUUAUUAUCUCUAAUACAUAUACAAGAAAAAAAUAUUAAUAUUAUUUUUCCGAUCUUUUCUAUACACUUUAUAAUAUGAUGAAAAAAUAAUCCUAAUAAACUGCAAUAUAAAUUCAUUAUAUCUGUCGUAUAUGUACAUGAUAUAUUAGACGAAGUUUCAUAAACUCUCAAAUUAUCUUUAUAGUAUCAUAUUGUAUCAUAUUAUCAUAUUGUAUAGUAUAUAAUAGUACCUAUUGAUUCCUAAUUGCAGCUCUUUAAGUUAAAUUUAAGUAAGAAAAAUAUUAAUUCAGUUUAAUAAAUAAAUAAAUGUCCUAUAUAGAAAUACUGGUGCCAUGGUUGUUAUCUAUGUGGAUGAUGGGAAACAAAACCUCAACAGACUACCCGUCAAAGCCCAAAUCCAUCGCGAUAAGAAAAUUUUACAAUUUGCGUGAAAACAUUGGAUUGAAAGACCGUUUUACGUGGAACCAAAUAGACAUCGAAUAUCCCGAUCGAGAAUCAAAACGUAACGCUCUUAAAACCGGUAAAUUCAUACCGAUUAACAAUCUACCUCUUGGACUGGAAAUAUGGAAGAAUAAAAUGUUCAUAAGCCUACCGCAGUGGAAACCCGGAAUACCAGUGACGUUGGCUUAUGUGAAUUUGAACAGCUACGAUAAAUCUCCCGUGUUGAAGCCCUAUCCUUCGUGGAACUGGUAAUUCAAUUUUUAUCGUAAUAUGAGUAAUAAACCGUGGUCGUACGUGAACUCCAGGUACGUGUAUUUAUUAUUCGUGUAUUCGUGCAGUAAAUACCAGUGUAAGUUUAUUUAUUGAUUCGUGUAAACCUUGAGUCUAGAAGGCAAUAGAAUAUGAACUUUUAUUAACAGACCUGCAGAUUAGUGGUUUUAUUCAAAUAUAUACACGGAUAAUAUAAAAUAAACGGGUAUUCACGUGUAUUUUUUAACAUGGAUCUUAACCCCGUUACAGACAAAACAAAACACGUGUGGCCGUGUAGUUCAUUGCAAGGCCUAAAAUACCAUCUCAUUUUCGGAUACACACUUUUCAAUUCAAUUAACAGUGUUGAUAGAUUUUAAUCAUAGCAAAUAAAAAAAAAACCUAUAGAGGGGUAUAGCCUUUUAUACACUACUUGUAUUAUUUAUAAAAAAAAUUGGACUAAAAAUUAUCAAUAAAAUAAAUCUAAGUAAAAAUUCAAAAAAUUUGACUAAGUAAUACAAAAUAAUUUAAAACGACUAACAUAAUUUAUAGGUUAGAGUAAGAUAAUUAUCUUAAUUAGUUAAUUGUUUUUUAUUAGCUUUUUUUAAAAUAAACACUAUAAUACCACUUUUGAGCACUCUUGGGUGUUGGUUUUCUCGUGUACCCUAUCAUGACGUGUUUUUCAUUUAACCAUAACAAUCCGACUGCCUGUAUAUUAUAUAGAUUAUACUCAGAAAUUGAUGACAUAUUAAUUUUUACAUAUAAAAAAUCUUUAAUUGUGUAUGGUGGAGUUUUUAAUGCAAUAUAAUAUGAAAUUAACCGAACCGUAGUUAUGGUUGAAUACAUUAAAUAACGAACAGAUUGAUGUCAUAUAUUUAAAUUGGGAUAAAUAAAUUAAAAUGUAUUUGUAAUGAAAUUUUAAAUUACUGUUAUUUCUACAAUUAAGCCUAAUAUACACGUUAUAAAACUUUAUAAGUGCACACACAUUUGUAAUUCAGGGAAUGCACUUUGUGUCAGGAGACACACUAUUUCAGGCCCUAGUUCAUUGUAUAUACACAUGUAAUGAAACUAUAUUACAAAAAUAAUAAUCGACAAUCGUUAAGAUAACAAUUAUACAAUAACUAUUAAUAUUAUUAUGUUAAGACAGAUUUCGUAUAUUUUUAUCGUUUCUCAUAUAUAGGUUCAUUAAUCACAAACAGAACCGCUGCGACGGUCUCGUGUCCGUUUUCCGUAUGGAAGUGGACAAGUGUGACCGUCUGUGGGUAUUGGACUCAGGUGCCAUAAACUUGGCGAAGAGAGUCGAUCAAAUAUGCCCCGUUAAAUUAGAUGUAUUCGACUUGAACACCAACAGACUAGUUAAGCGUUUCGUCAUCCCAAAAAAUCAGACUUCAAAGGAUUCGUUGUUUACGAACAUAGUGGUGGAGAUAUUAAACGACGACUGCGAAGAUACGUAUGCUUACAUGUCCGAUGUAUUUCAAUACGGACUAAUCGUUUACAACUACAAAGAGGUACCUAUACCUAUUCGUCUACGUAUUUUGAAAUAAUAAAGUUAUUUAUAUAGGUACUUGCUUGUGCAAUUUUCAUUAUAAUAUUCAAAAUAAUUUUAUAAUAAUAAGCUAAUAUUAUAACAUCGAUAAGUAACGACUUUCUAAUAUUGAAAUCUUUUUUGUGCAUAAUUAUUUUAAUAUAGCAUUCAUUUUUUCACACAAAAAUAUCUAAAAACAGGAACCUAUAUUAUAGUGUUUAUUAUAUUCUAAACAUUUUAAUUUGUAUAAUAAAGCGGUUGGAAUUCAUCUACUCUUCGCAAACCAUUUUCAGGCGCCAUUAUAGUUUUAGUCUAAAAUCCCUACAUAUUUUUAAACAGUCUUUUCUUUCCUUUGCCUUAUCCUGCGAAAAUUCAGUUAUAAUUGUAUUCUCGCCCUACACAUCCAUCGCCAUUACCAUGGCUACUCUGCAUGCCCUCAUAUAUCCACUAUAAUAACCUGCGGGCUCCGGUCUCUUCUUUAGCCUACCUCUUUCCCAAUUUCUAUCUAUAUUUACCCAUCAUCUACUAUUGACUAUCUCUUGGUUUCUUCCUAUCUCAAUAAUAUUCAUUAACUUGACCAUUUUCUCGAUAUAUAUAUAUAUUCAGUAUUAUUCAAUCUCGUUUUUCCCACAUAGACAGUUUUCAAAAUUAUUUUAUCAUUUCUAAAUAAAAUAUUGUUUUGCAGGACACUUCGCGCAGAAUCAACCAUCCAUAUUUCUACCCGGAUCCACUGUACUGCCAAUACAGCAUCGACGGCAUAAAAUUCAACUGGAUGGACGGAAUUUUUGGCAUGUGCCUGUCUCCGGAACAACACAACCGAGUACUAUACUUCCACUCGAUGUCCAGCCAGAAUGAAUUCUACGUGCCCACGGUGUCUCUGCGGAACACGACGAUUCAACCGGUUGAUCUUAUAGAACAUUUCGUUGCACUUAAAGAUUCUCGAUGCACCCGGCACCAGUCGUGCCAGUCAUCCGGCAUGGCAAUGGACACCAGGGGCAUUAUGUACUACAACCUGGUCACCAAAGGCCAGGUUGGUUGCUGGAACUCGAACCGGGAAUUCGGGCCCGUCACACAAGGGAUACUGCCCAGCAGUUCGGCGUCGAUGAGUUUUCCCAACGAUCUUAAGGUAGACAAAGAGCCCGUGCAGAGGAUCUGGAUGCUCAGCAACGGGUUACAUAAAUACCUAUACGGCAAACUGAAUCCUACUGAAAUCAACUACAGAAUAAUGAUGGCGUACACGGACGAUGUAACUAAAGGUACGGUCUGUGAAUAACAAUAUAUUAUGAAUGCCGUCGGCCAAGUUCAAUUGCCAAACUCUAGGUGAGAACAUAUAAUAUUAUUUGCUCAAUAUGUUAUUAUUAUAAUAAGGUUAUAUUAUUGUAGAAAAAAAAAAUGUAAUUUUUGAAUAAAUUUACGAGAAAAAAUAUAUAUUUAAACGAAAAUUUCAAUAAUAUUUUUUUCUAGUGCAAAUAGUUGUCUCCUACAAAAUAAUAACUACUAGGUACCAUCAUCUGACAGCGUCUACAAAACAAGAUUUACAUUAGCGUUUUGACUGUGAGAUCAGACCCAGAUAUGUAUGCAUUUGCAUCAGUGGCACGACUAGAAUUUCUGAACAUACCACUAAUGAUUUCCGACAUUCGAUAGACUGUAAAUCGCU
Molecule: messenger RNA, 4383 nt
Organism: Cinara cedri
Lineage: Eukaryota; Metazoa; Arthropoda; Insecta; Hemiptera; Aphididae
Source: the annotation of a GenBank genome assembly